This is a messenger RNA of Yarrowia lipolytica CLIB122, 2871 nucleotides long. RefSeq lists its product as uncharacterized. Lineage: Eukaryota; Fungi; Ascomycota; Dipodascomycetes; Dipodascales. Gene Ontology annotation, cellular component: DNA ligase IV complex. The record is from RefSeq and is a predicted model, not a curated record. Gene Ontology annotation, molecular function: DNA ligase (ATP) activity; DNA binding; ATP binding. Gene Ontology annotation, biological process: DNA recombination; nucleotide-excision repair, DNA gap filling; double-strand break repair via nonhomologous end joining.
AUGUCGAGCGAGCGGCGACCCGAGCUGGAAGAAACUGCCGUUGACCCGGCAACGGGCUCUGCGGCGUCUCGAAAGUUUUCCAUUGUCCAGGACGCGGUGGAAACGACAAUUGUGGCACCGACCAACCAUGGGCCCUCUCCUCGGUUUUCCACUCUCGUCCGCAACCUGUUCGAGCCGCUGGUCAAUCUCUCGGCCGUGGUUGCAGCUCUGCGCAAGAAACCGACCGAGGCCAAGGCUCACAUUGCCUCUCAGUUCAUCAAGGGGUGGGUAGAGGAGGUUGGCAAGGACAUUUAUCCUGCCUUCCGUCUCAUCUUACCGGACAAAGACCGAGAACGGGCCGUGUACGGGCUCAAGGAAAAGGCGCUGGGCCGUCUGUGGGUCAAGGUGCUCAAUUUGGCCAAAGAUUCGCCCGAUGCCAAGGCGUUGAGUGAAUGGAAACAAGGAGGCAACGAAAGCGCCGGCAACUUCUCCAAACGGUGCUACGAAGUGCUGAGCAAGCGAACCAGUCUUACCGACUACGGCCAUAUGACCGUGGACGAGGUCAAUGAGCGACUGGAUCUUUUGGCCGACGGAGAAACGGACCAGGCCAAGCAGAUUGAGAUUCUAACCUACUUCUACAAGCACAUGAACGCCACGGAGCUCAAAUGGCUGGUGAAUAUCAUUUUGCGGCAGAUGAAGAUGAACGCGACGGAAAAGGUGUUUUUUGAGCCCUGGCAUCCCGAUGCCGAGUCCUUGUUCAACGUCACUGCCAGUUUGAAACGCGUCUGCUGGGAAUUGACAGAUCCUACUAAACGGCUGACUUCCGCAGAGGCCCAAGUGUCGUUAUUCGCCUGUUUCAUGCCGCAAAUCGCCGCGUUUCCGAAAUACUCGGGCCAGGACAUUGCCGGAAAACACUUCAAGGGCAGACCGUUCUACAUUGAAGAAAAGAUUGACGGAGAGAGAAUGCAGAUGCACAUGAGCGAAUAUGGCAACAAGUUCCACUGGUGGAGCAGACGGUCCAAGGACUUCACCGAGACGUAUGGAAACUCUCUGGAUGACGCUUCUGGCUCUCUGACCAAACGUCUUAGAGGUAUCAUCAACCCCAAAGUCAGAAACUGUGUGCUGGACGGCGAAAUGGUGGCUUAUGAUCCUGCCACCAAGAAGAUUAUCCCGUUUGGAACUCUGAGAACGGCCAACCGAAACGAACAGAACGACCUGAACCUCACUAAACCCAUGUUCAUGGUAUUUGACAUUCUUUUACUCAACGAUAAGCCUCUGGUGGACUACACUCUAGCUGAGCGCAAGAGAACACUUCGGACCAUCUUUGCAAGGACUGAUAACGAGACUGUGGGUCAGGAAGGAGUUCUGGAAGUGUUACCCUACACCGAGGCCACCACCGCUGCUGAAAUCGAGACUUGCAUGCGAAAGAUCAUUGCAGAGUCGUCCGAAGGACUGGUCAUCAAAGACCCUACUUCUGUCUACAGGGUGAACACUCGAGACGAUUCGUGGCUGAAAAUGAAACCUGAGUACAUGUCUGAAUUCGGCGAGAAGCUCGAUGUUGUCAUUAUUGGAGGCUACUACGGUUCAGGAAAACGAGGCAGUAUUCUUUCCUCGUAUCUUUGCGGUCUUCGGGCUGAUGGAUCGGACCAGUUUUGGUCCUUUUUCAAAGUGGGGGGUGGCCUGACUGCGGGUGACUACCAGGCUAUUCGCACCAAGACCGAGGGCAAAUGGAAACGAUGGGACAAGAACGACAAGCCCAAAAACGUGCUUCUGGCGGGCCCCAAUGGCGACCUAGAACGUCCAGAUGUCUGGAUCGAGCCGUCGGACAGUGUGGUGGUCGAGGUCAAGGCUGCUUCAGUAGUUGCUAGUGACCAGUACAAGGUGGGGUUGUGUCUGCGGUUUCCUAGAUUCCGAGCCCUGCGACUGGAUAAGACAUGGGAAGACGGACUGACCAUUUCUCAGUUUGCGGAGCUCAGACAAACAGUUGAAAUGGAGGCUGAAAACAAGGAGUUGGAGCUGGAGGACAGAAAGAGACGCAAUGCAGGUCCCGGAAGAGGGGCCAAACGGCUGAAACUGGCAAACGUGUCUUCUGACGAAGACGAGCUGGGUACUGAUGAAAGGCCGACGUCUGUUUUCAAAGCCACGUCUUUUGCUGUGCUCUCAGACAUGUCUUCUCCUCGGUACAUGUCUAAAGCCGCGGUGGAAAAUCUCAUCAAGAAGCACGGAGGUACUGUGUUUCAGACGGUCGAAGGACCACACACGAUUCCCGUUGCAGACACCCGAACUAUCAAGGUCCAGGCUCUGACUAAACGGGUCCAUGGUGUGGAUGUGAUUCGACCCAACUGGCUGUUGGAUUGCAUCAACGAGGAGAAACUAGUGGCUCUGGAGCCGCGAAAUCUGCUGGAGUCGAGUGCCGAAACACUUGCACUUGCCAAGACAAAUGUCGACGAGUUUGGAGACAGUUACACCCGCCCUCUGACCUACAAAGAGAUGCAGGAGGUGUUGCGGUUCAUGGACCAGUUUGAUCUGGAUCAAACAAACCCCCCUGACUUGAUGAUGGAGGUUCUGGAAACCAAUGAUGGAGCCGUGCCCAAGGGAAUGCUCUUCUAUGGCAAAAAGGUGUACAUGUCGACUUCCAAUAUGGACACUGUUGCUCUGGAGACCCAGUUCAGAGCCUACGACGCCUUGAGAUGCCUGCAAUUUGGAGGAGCCAAUCUCGUGACCGACAUGAAAGACCUGGUGGUGGCGGUUGCCAAAACGGAAGAGGAGGCUAAAGAGCUGAGAAGGGUGUCCUCGGAACAGGUGUUUCCGUUCAGAGUGGUGUCCAUCAAGUGGGUCGAGGAGAGCUGGAAGAACGGAACGGUGGAGAUUGAGGACGAUUACCCUCUAUAA